UCACAGGUGACACACUCACCUGUCUGUGUUUCUGCAGCUUUCAACAUUCACAAUGUGACGACAACUUAAUGACUGUUUGCUUUAUUUUAGACAAACACACCACCACACCUCCACCUACAUCCACACCUCCACCUACACCCAACUCUGCUCCAUCACUCUCUCCUCCUGUUGUCUUUGUGUUGUCAUUUUUUACAUCAUCUACUCUUACGGUUCUGCUGGUGUUACUGGUGUUACUGGUGAGAAGAUACAUUGGUAGGAAACUUGAAGAUCAUGACAAAGCUGAGGAAGAUGACAUUAAAGAUGACAUCACAUACAGCGACAUCAGAAUAUUACAGCGUCAACAACAGUCAGUCGACCAAAGCAGAGAGAGUGAUUCAGCUCCAAUUGAUUCAGAAGUGAGAACUGAAGGCGUCACUUAUGGAGAAAUCAUUGUCAAAGAGCAGCAAAAAACCCUCCCCUGCUGUGAUGCCGAGACAAAUCCCACGAGUGAAACUGAUCACAUCCCAGAAUCAGCAAUUCAAAACAACAACAUUGCAGACGUGGAAGCAGAGCAACUGCAGAUGGAAGUUUCAGGCUGUCUCAGUGAUGAAGAACUCCCAGCAUCCCCCAGCAACAUCAGCAUGGAGGAGAGGAAGUCACUCACAUCACUUAGUAAUGACAACAGCAUGAUCAUCCUUCCAGCAGACAAAGACUUUAAACCAGAGCCAGAUGUCGUCUACUCUUCACUGAAGUAG
This is a messenger RNA of Neolamprologus brichardi, 734 nucleotides long. NCBI's taxonomy places the organism in Eukaryota, Metazoa, Chordata, Actinopteri, Cichliformes, Cichlidae. The record is from RefSeq and is a predicted model, not a curated record.